Molecule: messenger RNA, 1691 nt
Organism: Benincasa hispida (wax gourd)
Lineage: Eukaryota; Viridiplantae; Streptophyta; Magnoliopsida; Cucurbitales; Cucurbitaceae
Product: 7-deoxyloganetic acid glucosyltransferase-like
Molecular function (GO): quercetin 7-O-glucosyltransferase activity; quercetin 3-O-glucosyltransferase activity
Source: RefSeq, a predicted model, not a curated record
AGCUCUUUAACCUUUUCCCAAAUCUCUAUAAAAUCGAGGUGUCCCCAGUAGAUUCCGUGCGCCUCCAUAGACACAAACUCUAUCACCCGCCAUGGAAGGACCGCAAACAUGCUCUCCCCAUGUUCUUCUCUUCUCAGCUCCCGCCCAAAGCCACAUCAACGUCCUCCUCAAGCUCGCCGAGCUCCUUUCCCUUUCCUCCGUUCGUGUCACAUUCCUCACCACCGAACACUCCCACCGCCAGCUCACCCACCACUCCGAUGUCCUCCGCCGCUUCUCUCGCUUUCCGGCCUUCCAAUUCCGAACCAUCUCCGACGGCCUUCCUCUCUCCCACCCUCGCACCUUCUCCCACCACUUGCUUGAAAUGCUCAACUCAUUUGUAUCCGUUACCAAACCCCUCUUUAGAGGCAUGCUUGUUUCAGGCCAUUUCGGCUCCGAUCUCACUUGCCUGAUUCUCGACGGCUUCUUCAGCUUCCUCUUCGACCUCGACGACGAUUUUGUUAAAGUACCCAUUUUUUGUUUCCGCGCUUUUGGUGCUUGUUCUUCCUGGACUAUCCUUUCUGUUCCUAAUCUCAUCAAACAGGGGCAACUCCCUAUUAAAGGGGAAGAAGAUAUGGAUAGGAUUCUAAAUAACGUUCCGGGUAUGGAGAAUCUUCUCAGAUGCAGAGAUCUACCUAGUUUCUGUAGAGUCGCUGACCCAAACAAUGACCCAAUUCUUCAAUUCAUUGUGAAUGCGUUUAUUCGUAGCACUAAAUUCGAUGCCCUCAUAAUGAACUCAUUCGAAGAUUUGGAAGGACCCAUUCUCUCAAACAUUCGAACUUUAUGCCCCAAACUCUACUCCAUUGGACCCCUCCAUGCCCUUCUCAAAACCAAACUUUCCCACGAAACAGAGUCUCUGAACAAUCUCUGGGAGGUCGAUGGGAGCUGUCUGUCGUGGCUGGACAAUCAAUCGCCGGGAUCCGUCAUUUACGUCAGUUUUGGAAGCAUUACAGUGAUGAGUAAUCGCGAGCUCAUGGAGUUUUGGCAUGGUUUGGUGAAUAGUGGGAGGAAAUUUUUGUGGGUCAUACGGCCGGACCUUGUGAUGGGUAAAAAUGGGGAGAUUGAAAUUCCGCCGGAGUUGGAGGAAGGGACGAAACAGAGAGGGUACAUGGUGGGAUGGGCACCGCAAGAGAAAGUGCUUUCCCACGAAGCAGUUGGUGGGUUCUUGACUCACAGUGGUUGGAAUUCGACAUUGGAGAGUAUAGUUGAAGGGAAGCCGAUGAUUUGUUGGUCGUAUAAAUAUGAUCAACAGGUGAACAGUAGAUUUGUGAGCAAUGUGUGGAAUUUGGGUUUGGAUAUGAAGGAUUUGUGCGACAGAGAAACGAUAACGAAGAUGGUGAAUGAUGUUAUGGUGAAUAGGAAAGAGGAAUUCAUGAGAUCGGCGACUGAAAUGGCUAAUUUGGCAAGACAAAGUGUGAACCCUGGUGGAUCAUCUUUAGUCAAUUUUGACUGUUUGAUUGAAGAUAUUAGAAUUUUGAGUCAACAAAAGAUGCCCAACAACAACAACUAGAACUCGGUGUUUCCGUCUUGCUAUUUGACAAAUUUCGCCCAAAUGUGGGACACUUUUUAGUUUUUAAAAAGCUAUUUCAUACUUUGGAAGUGUGAUUGUUCUCAUAAUGUAAUUGAUUUCAACCAUUCAAAUAAUUCAUCUUAUA